AUGAUUCAGUUCAUGGAGUGGUACGUUCCUGAUGACCACCAGCAUUGGUUGCGACUUCAACGAGCUCUCCCUGAACUCAAGAAAACCGGGGUGGACAACGUUUGGAUCCCCCCGGCCUGCAAGGCUUCCUCCCCGAGCGGAAAUGGCUACGAUAUUUACGACUUGUAUGAUCUGGGAGAGUUUGAUACCAAGGGAUCUGUCGGGACCAAAUGGGGCACCAAGGAAGAGUUGCUGAAAGCAUGCCAAAUAUCCGAUGAUUUGGGCAUGGGGAUAUAUUUUGACGCCGUGUUGAAUCACAAAGCCGCUGCCGAUCAUAUCGAAACAUGUCGAGUGGUCAAAGUGGAUGCCAAUAAAGAUCGCAAUCAAACCAUCUCCGGUGUCUUCGAGAUUGAUGGCUGGUUGGGAUUUGAUUUCGAGAAAAGAGGAGACAAAUACAGCAAACAGAAAUAUCAUUGGUAUCACUUUUCGGCAACCGAUUACGACAAUAAAUCCAAGGAGACGGCCAUCUACAAAAUCCUAGGGGACAACAAACGCUUCGCAACGGACGUCGAUGCAGAGAAGGGCAAUUAUGAUUACCUGAUGUUUGCCGAUCUCGACUAUGCACAUCCUGAAGUUCAAGAAGAUGUCAAGAACUGGGGGGUCUGGGCCUCCAACGAGUUAAAACUCAACGGAUUCCGUUUUGACGCUGUCAAGCACUAUUCGGAAUCUUUCCUCCUAGACUUCAUCAAUAAUCUCGAUACCAAACUCGGUCAUGAAUCCUUUUGUGUCGGCGAAUUCUGGAAAACUUCUCUGGAUGCUCUUGUCGAUUAUCUACGUAAGAUGCAUCACAAGUUUACCCUCUUCGACGCGCCACUCGUGGAAAAUUUCCACCGAAUUUCCACUGGGAAUCGAGCCGAUCUUCGCACUGUCUUCGACAACAGUCUGACUCAAGUCGAGCCGUACAACUCGGUGACACUCGUCAUGAAUCACGACACCCAGCCCAGUCAGGCUCUUCAAAUCGAUGUGGCCGAUUGGUUCAUCCCGUUGGCAUACGCCUUCAUUCUUCUCCGUCCCCAUGGCUACCCAUGUCUAUUUUAUGGCAAUAUCUAUGGGAUCAAGGGCGGCGUUGAGAACGACUGGCGGGGUCCGUCAGCAGGAGGUAAGAUCCCUGACAUGACCCUCGCCCGCAAGCUGUAUGCCUACGGUGAGCUGAAUGACUACUUUGACAACCCCAACCUCAUUGGCUGGGUCAGGCGAGGAACUUGGGACAGGCCUAAUGGCUGUGCCGUGGUCCUCAGUAACGCCGAGAUGGGUGAGCUUCGAAUGUUUGUAGGUGAAAUGCACAAGGGACAGAUCUGGACCGACAUUAUGGGCUGGCAAGACCGUCAAGUUCAUAUUGGAGACGAUGGAUUCGGGAUGUUCAGUGUUGGCAGCUGUAGCGUAAGUAUCUUUGUAAAUCAAGAUGCGGAAGGGCGGGAUAAAUUUGGAAAGUUCAAUGACCGGAUCUAUGAGUAG
Messenger RNA from Rhinocladiella mackenziei CBS 650.93, 1494 nucleotides. RefSeq lists its product as uncharacterized. Gene Ontology annotation, molecular function: calcium ion binding; hydrolase activity, hydrolyzing O-glycosyl compounds. Bases 1 to 1494 code for a protein of 497 amino acids. The transcript has 3 exons. Lineage: Eukaryota; Fungi; Ascomycota; Eurotiomycetes; Chaetothyriales; Herpotrichiellaceae. The record is from RefSeq and is a predicted model, not a curated record. Gene Ontology annotation, biological process: carbohydrate metabolic process.